Messenger RNA from Pogoniulus pusillus (Red-fronted tinkerbird), 8353 nucleotides. RefSeq names its product protein tyrosine phosphatase receptor type N2 (gene PTPRN2). The transcript has 23 exons. The coding region runs from base 177 to 3365 and encodes 1062 amino acids. Lineage: Eukaryota; Metazoa; Chordata; Aves; Piciformes; Lybiidae. The record is from RefSeq and is a predicted model, not a curated record. Gene Ontology annotation, cellular component: synapse; secretory granule. Gene Ontology annotation, molecular function: protein tyrosine phosphatase activity. Gene Ontology annotation, biological process: regulation of secretion; insulin secretion involved in cellular response to glucose stimulus; protein dephosphorylation.
CGGCUCGGGGGCGGGCAGGCGGCGCUGGUCGCUGUCCUGGGUCUUGAAUCCACUGCGGUUGCUGAUUGCCGGAGCCGGGGAGCGGCUGCGGGAGGCGAAGAGCGGGCUGGCGGUAUGGAGUGAGGGCUGGCGGCGGCGAGCAGGGGAACGGGACAGCCGCCUGCGAUGGGCCAGGCAUGAUGGGGGCGCUCGGCUCCGUCCUCCCGCUGCUGCUGCCGCCGCUGCUGCAGAUCCUCGCCGCCGCCCCGCGUAGCCAACCACCCUCCGCCGGAGCCGCCGCUGAGGCGCGGAUCGGCUGCCUGUUUGAGGAUGACCUUUGCAAAUCAUCUGAAGUCUGUGUAAAUGAUGGAAUAUUUGGGAGAUGUCAGCGAGUGCCAGUAAUAGACAUCUAUAAAUAUGACAUUUCACCCCCUGUUCUUCAGCGCCUAAGGAUCAUCCUGGAGAAGCUCUCACACAGAGGUUUUACCUGGCAAGAUGAUUAUACACAGCAUGUUAUUGGUCAGGAGCUCUCAGCCAUGCACAAAGUCCACAGCAGACGCCCUGAUGUAUUUGCAUCUGAAGGAUCUGACACAGGAAGGAUGUUGGAACAGAAUGCAGACAAGGAAAGAAAUUAUGAGCUGGAAAAUGAUGUCAACUUGGCCAAGUCUCUUCAGCAAUACCUUAAAUAUCUUGGUGUUCUCUCCCAGUCUGCAACUACAAAUUUGUACCCUAGAAAGAUGAGUGACAAAGCUUCAGUCAAGAGCUACAUCUACGAUGAACCCAUCAGGUACUACACGAUGCAAAACUCCAAAGAGCGAGCACCUCCUGUGGCCCGUGCAGAGACAUCCCAUCAACAGCAUGCUGAAAAUCUCCGUGGGAGGACCCUCAACCAGCCUCAGCCAGACAAGUUAGCCCUAGAGCCAGAAAUGGGACUGGACCAAAAAACUCUGAUGGCUGCACUGCAUACGUACAUCACUCAGAACUUGUCAGCACAAAGCAGUGGUAAAAGCUCUCACAGCAGGACUAAAGAGCCUCGCAUUUAUGCUGAUAGAUUCCACUCUUCACAAGUCAGUCCUUUUGAUGGAACUUUGGCCAAAGGAAAAGUCUUUAAAAUGAAGAAGCUGUUCCAGCCAAGACCUGCGUCUGGAGUGCUGCAGCCAACCCCUGAGAUGCUGAAUCAUAAUUCUGUGACCCAGAAUGACCUGAGGGACCCUCUGAGUGCAGUGGAUGAGACACUUAUCAAAGAAGCUCUGAAGGACCUAGAGAAGCAGCAAGUGAAUGUGGAGAAUCUCAGCUCAGCAGAACUGGAUGAGAUCGCUGAUACUGUCGCCAAUGCAAUUCAAGCUGUUGGCGUUCAGGAAGAAACAGAUAAGAGUUCUGGAAAAACUGAAGACCAAACAGAAGCACAAAUGAAGAAAGGAGAUGCUCAAGAAAAGACCGAGGUUCAGAUUGGAUUAAUGGAAAACAGUGCAAACAUACCAGACAAUGGAGUGCAUGAAGCCCGUGUGAGAACUGAUGAAAAGGAGAACACUGCACAAGUAGUUAGCUUCUUGAAUGAGAAUGCACUACCUGAAAAUACACCUGAAGAGCUUAUACCUAAAGGAUCUACUAAGACAGAAACCAAGAAAUCUGAAGACAUUUACUCCUCAUCAGAGGAAAUAAAUGCUGGUGUGGAAAAUGUAAAAAGUGAGACUUUCUCAAGAGAGCUUACAGCUGCAAAGAGCAGUGAAUUGGACUCCAAAGACCCAAGUGAUACCCAGUACUGGAUUAAAAAUUCCUUAAUGCAAAGUGGAAACACCAAUGAAAAGAAUCAGAAAAAUACAGGACAAGGCUUACAACUUGAAGUGAAGUCUUCUGAUGAUAAAGAAUACGGCUACAUUGUGACAGUGAAAGACCCCGUGAGUGUGGAAAAGGGCUUGGAGUUAAUAAAUGAAGUGGCAGGGCUCCUGAAGCUGCAGAUGAGCGCCUUCGAUGACAUCAACGUGCUGGGACCAGCUGUGACCUUCAGAGUGCACUCAAACCUCCAAAACAUUUCAACUGCAGAUGUUGCGAAAGCAGCAGCCAUAAACAAAGAGAAGCUGGAAAAAACAACUGGGCUGAAAAUUCUUCAGACUGGCGUGGGGGAGAAAAGCAACGUCCCGCCGCUCCCGCAGCGCGCGGAAGAGGCAGAGUCCGCCAAAUUUCUCCUCCUCACCCUCCUCUCCCUCGCCUGCAUCGCUGGAGUCCUGGCGGCAUCGGGGGUCGUCUACUGCCUCCGCCACCGCGCCCACCACCGCCUGCGGGAGAAACUCUCGGCGCUGGGGGCCGACGCCGGGUCCGACGCUCCCGCUGCUUAUCAGGAGCUAUGCCGCCAGCGCAUGGCAGUGAAGACGUCCGACCGCCCGGAGCCCCUGCACGCCUCUCGAAUAAACAGCGUCUCCUCUCAGUUCAGCGAUGGGCCCAUCCCCAGCCCCUCGGCCCGGAGCAGCACAUCCUCCUGGUGUGAGGAGCCAGUCCAGUCCAACAUGGACAUCUCCACCGGGCACAUGAUCUUGUCCUACAUGGAAGAUCAUCUGAAAAACAAGAACCGUCUGGAGAAAGAGUGGGAAGCUCUGUGUGCUUAUCAGGCUGAACCCAACGCCACCAGCACUGCACAGCAGGAGGAAAACAUCCAGAAGAACCGCUCACGGGCUGUAGUACCAUAUGAUCAUUCCAGGAUAUGUCUGAAAGGUGAAAAUAGCCACAACAAUUCAGACUACAUCAAUGCUAGCCCGAUUAUGGACCAUGACCCCCGAAACCCUGCAUAUAUUGCCACCCAGGGCCCUCUCCCUGCUACUGUUGCUGACUUCUGGCAGAUGGUCUGGGAGAACGGCUGUGUCGUUAUUGUCAUGCUGACACCCCUCGCAGAAAACGGAGUCAGGCAGUGCUACCACUAUUGGCCAGACGAAGGGUCAAACCUCUACCACAUCUACGAGGUAAACCUUGUCUCUGAGCACAUCUGGUGUGAGGAUUUUCUUGUGAGGAGCUUCUACCUGAAGAACCUGCAGACAAAUGAAACCCGCACAGUGACACAGUUCCACUUCCUCACCUGGAAUGAUCAGAGGGUUCCUGCUUCCACGAGGUCGCUUCUGGAUUUCCGCAGAAAAGUAAACAAGUGCUACAGGGGUCGCUCUUGUCCAGUAGUUGUUCACUGCAGCGACGGUGCGGGGAGAAGCGGAACCUACAUUCUAAUUGACAUGGUUCUCAAUAAAAUGGCUAAAGGUGCUAAAGAGAUUGAUAUUGCUGCUACCCUGGAGCACUUGAGGGACCAGAGACCAGGCAUGGUCCAGACAAAGGAGCAGUUCGAGUUUGCUUUGACAGCGGUGGCAGAGGAAGUGAAUGCAAUACUCAAGGCACUUCCCCAGUGAGCAGCUCAGUCUCCUGAGGAUCCCUGCAGGAUCCAUCCCCUCGUUUUCCUUCAUCCUCAGUCCCUGUGAACAUCCUUGGAAACCGUGACCUGACCUUAACUGUGUAUCUUCUGUUGUAAUCACAUUGUGAUAGGGUCCUUCCAAACUCCUUCAGCUGGUAAAAGUUCAACAGUUAAAAUGUUCAUUCUGGGGUUCUUUUUUGGGGGGGGUUUAAACAAAUUUUUUUAACUUACAUCGAAGCCUCGGAUUAAGUGGCUGCAGAAUCCAUCUGAUUCCUUUCACAUCCUGGGAGCCACACUUGGAAAGCACACACUCAUGUUCUUAAUAGCAGAUGUACAGUAUCGUGGCUAAUUAGUGCAGUCAAUAUAGUCUCAGAAAACAGCGUUCAGUUAUUUUUUGUAACUUCUCAAAGGCUGAAUAAUGGGGGGGGGGGGUUGGGGGAUGAGGGGGGGUGCCAAAGAGGGUGGUGAUUGUUCCUACACAAUGUUGAGCUAGAGCAUGAAACAGUGCUGAGAGUGUGAGCAAACACAGGUCCAGGCUCUGGCACCAAGAGCUUGCACCUUCUCAUGCUGGGCUUUGGCAAGCCAAUGUUUUCUUAACUGUUGUUUACUUUUCAGCUUUGUGCCAUGAGUAGAAGAAGAUCUGAACUCUAAGUACGUAGGCCUGCAUAGUUGUUGCAGCCGGGGAGAACAAGUUGGUCACAUUAACAGGAAGUCAGGGGAUAAGGAGCACAACUCUGGUCAUGUACCUGCCACUGAGAGCGUGGAAAAGGAGAGCAUAGGCUCACCUCCGGUGAUGGAGAACAGCCCGGGCAGAAGUCAGGUAAAUGUCCAGAGCUGUGAGGGGAAGGUUUCCUGGCUUUAUGGGAUAACUGAGGAAGAAAAUGGGACUUUCCUCUUUAUAUUUUUGCAUUUCCCUCUGUAAAUCCCUGCUGUGCCAUCCUUUUUAGCCAGGAAAAUAUAUUUCUCUAAAAGCCUGGCUGAGGGAGAAACCUCCAGUCUGCAUUUUAUGAUUCUCAUCGGGUUUGUCUUGAUCAAAAUGUUCAUUGCACCUUUCUGCAGAGGCUCUGCUUGUCCUUGUUCUGACUGAUACCUGUUUUAUCUAACCACGAAGGGAUAAAGAACCACACAUGCCGAAUUUCAGAGGCCCCCGUGUUCUCUAAACCCUAAUGCCUGUUGUUGCAAAGUGAUGCUAAAAUAUGUCUGUAAAUGGUUUGGUUAUGCAGUCUUGCUUUUUGUGAAUUCACAGGCUGAGUUGUGGUACUCUGAAGGAAUUUAAAUGAUUGCUAGAAAGUACUCUGAUAUGUUUGAAUGAAGGGCCUGAGAGUAAAAUCAUCCAAGGUACCUAAGUGAUCUAGGCUCAUGAUUUCAUUAUCAAAAGUCAAUAGCUGGAUGCUUUUUCAUAUGCUCGCUCACAUCUCUCUGAUUUACAAACCUGGGGGUGCUUUUUUUAGUCAAAAAAUCUCAACAGUGUUGUUUGCUUGAAACUGUGCUAGGCUAAUUGUUUGACUCCAGCUCUGGAAAACACAUCAUUGAAUGUCACUCGUGAAGAGGAAGCUUUUCUAAGUAUCUCAUGGGUGGAAUUGUUAAAGGUAACAUCACUGAGUUUUGCUGGCACAGGUUACAGGCAUCAAUCAAAGUCAACCACGUGUGGCAGUUUUGUGUUGUAGGUGUGGGUAUUUGGUGAUUUCUUUACAGCAAUUAAAGGAUUAUUAAAAAAUAAAAAAUUAAACCCCCCAAAAAAAAAGAAAAAAAAAUAAAAGCAGAAGGCUUGUUAACUUUUUGCCAUAUAUUUUUGUUUUGGUAUGCCUUACUUGGAUUGUGCUGUUGCUUAAUUUGUGCAUUCUGUUACUAGAACAGUACAGAGCAGUUAACUGCAGAUGCCAUCAUCCUCUUAAGUACACAUACUGUACAUUAAGCCACAUGUUUAUUUUAUGGCCUGAGCAUUUUAGAGCUUUCCUAGCAAUAACUAAAAAAACUAAUGGAGUAUGAAUGUGAAAAUUGCCUUUUUCAUUGGAUAAUUUAGGUCUAACUGGAUUCUUUUAUGACUUUAGCUACCACGAAAGUGCAGAUCAGGGCAGAUGAGAUCAGUUUGAGCAGUAUCGGUGAGUGCUUGAAGUAGAUUUACUGUGAGCCACGUACUGCAGCUCUAUGAAAAUACAGGUAGUUAUAUCCAAACAGACUGCCCAAAGAAUCAAAAUGAGAGCAUCUUAAGCCAAGCCCUCUGAUUAUCCAGUAGAAUUAUUUCCCAGUGCAAGAUGCUGUGCCAUUACCUACCGGCAAUGGGCUAAAUGGGGUUUUAGCACAGAUUUCUGCCCUGGGAUUCAUUAAUGUUCGCCUCCUGACUGUCCCUGUGCACACCACAAACGUGGCUGAUGAGCCUCUCGUUUGCUCUUCAGGAGUAUUUUUUAAUUGUUCUUUGGCAAAUAUUUGCAUUUCAUGUUAGCAAUUUCAGGGGGAUCCCUAUUAAUUCACAAGCAGCUGAGUGUAGGACUCAAAUAUUGCUCUUCAUGCUUUGGAGUUUAUUUAGCGUAGAUUAGAGGGCAUUAAUCUUCACUGAGGCUAAUGGGGCAGGGAUGUGUUGAUUUAUUCAUACUUGUAGGCCAGUUUACACAACAGAAAGAUGCAGUCUUACUCAGAGGGUUAGAGUACAUCCCACUGAAAUAGCAAUCUUGUUAUUUCAGCCCUGUUUGGAACAGUUCUUCCACCAAGAGGUGCCAGGCUUAUUCUAUUGACUGUAAACUAUCACACAUCUGUGCAGGCAGCAUACUGUUCACACCUCUCAAUAACCACCCUGUUUCUGGGGGUGAGAAUCUGCUGCAGGGUCUAUUAGUGACGUGCAAGUUUCAGCUGUACCAGGGUGAUCCAAAGCUGUUUGGCAGCCCAUUUCCCAGGAAGAUGCCAAAGCCAUGGAUGGAGCCACAGAGAUGGAUUUCUCGUGCAGGGCAGGUAUUUCUUUACGCUUUUCACUGUGGGUAACUUAAUCCUUGUGACUUGGUGAAGGAUGCUGUCCAGAUCACCCCUGGCCACUUAAUGCUGAAUGGGGGCUGUGCUCUGUGUUCACUGGCAAGUUGAGUUAAGCAUGUUUUUUGGAAGCUAGGAUCACCUGAGAGCCCAGAGUCAAACAAGACCCACUAUCCUCUACCCUUCAGUAUUCUGCUAGAUCUUUAGUAAAUUCAUUGCAGUUGAAGCUUGGGCUGAUGUCUGACACACAACCAUGAAUAGCAGGUGUUUAAUAUUGACCAUCCUCCUGGAUAAUGAAAUUGAAGCUACAGUUGCUGCUUGUGUGGUUGAAUCUGUAAAUGCCAUUUAAGGGAGGGAGCUGCAGGAGGGCAAUUUAACACCAGUGCUCACGGUUUCCUUCCUUGCUGGCCAGGGCCUCUGGCAAGGAAGAAAACCCUGAAUUCUCACAGCAGGGUUGCUGGGCCCAAUCAGGGCAUUGACCUGACCAGACCCCACACCUUUGUAGUCAUGGUCUGUGUAAAUAUGAGAGGUGAAGGAGUAGUUGUCACCAGCGUUGAUAGUUCAUAGGAGUCAGAGCACAGUUGCUUGCUCCUUCACCCUUCCCAUGAGCAUGAGCCAGGAUUUAGAGGAAUGCAGGACAGCACCAUUCUCCAAAUCCCAGAUCCUUGAGGUUCAGCCCUAGCCACAGGGAAAACAGUGUGGAGUCUGCUGUUGGCUUCACAUGUUCCAGGUUCACAGUUCUAACCAUUGCUCUGUGGCACCUGAAGCAGCCCGGGUAGCACCCAGUGAAAGUCCUCAGCAGUUGUGUGAACCAAGAACGAAUUCCAGCAGAAAAUCCCAUAUCCAAAUCUCAAUCCAAGACCAAACCAAACAAGAUUAUUUUUAUAGAGAUUACAAACAUUUAAAACAUUUUUAGAAGUAUUUUUUAAAGCUAUGCCAAUGACUAAACCUUGUUCCUGUCUCUAAGCAUGCAUGCGGAACCAAGCUCCAUCCAUCCCCAGGGGGAAUGACAGCUAUAAUACCUGUAAGGAGUUCAUGCUUUAUUAGUCAUAGAAUCAGCCAGGUUGGAAGAGACCUCCAAGCUCAGCCAGUCCAACCUAGCACCCAGCCCUAGCCAAUCAACUAGACCAUGGCACUAAGUGCCCCAUCCAGUCUUUUCUUGUACACUUCCAGGGAUGGAGACUCCACCACCUCCCUGGGCAGCCCAUUCCAAUGGUAAGUGAAGUGGAACAUUAAUAAAACCCAUCCUACUUCAUAAUUUCCAGAAUAGUCAUUAGCUCUAAAUAAAUAAAUAAAUAAAUAUUGGAAAAGGGAACAACUCUUUGAUGGUCUAGAUGACUGGCUAGGGCUGGGUGCUAGGUUGGACUGGAUGAGCUUGGAGGUCUCUUCCAACCUGGUUGAUUCUAUGAAUGGUUUUGUUUACCAAACAAAAGCUCUCCUCAUUUUUAUUCUGCCCACUUUCUUCUUUGCUUAGAAAAUUCUCUUUAAGAAGCAGUUGAGAUAAUUCACUUUUUUUAAGCUGUACAGUUUUGAUGAUUUUGCUUUUUAAGUGAGAGAGAGUACACUUUGUAGAUUUGAUUGUUGUACUUAUUGAUUUAGUUUCUGUUAAGAUUACAUUGGGCAUUACAAAAGCAUUCCCCACCACAGGGAAAAGAAAGCUAUCCUGUUGGUUUUAUUGUAAAAGGGAAUAAAAUAAUAAUAAUAAUUAAAGCAGAAUUGCAGAGCUGUGGCAUACUCAAUCCAAUUAGAGCAUGACUCUUUACUACUCUUCAUUUACCACGUUAGAAAUGAUGUUACACCAGCAAGAUUUCAUUUGAAGCUGUUCUUGCAUGCUGUUUGUACUGUAUUUGAUGGCAGAAUCUUGUUUCAUUUACAACUUUUUUUGUCAUUCUAUUCUUUAUAUCUACAGAGUUUAAGAAAAGAAACAAAAGGGAAAAAAAUAUUAUACAAAGUAUUUUGUUCUACCUCUGUAAAAAUCAUAUUUGUGAAUAAAGUCACGUUGUCCGUGGAGUAUGGUAUGGUGAA